GUUGAUGUUAAAAGUCUUGAUCCUGAUAAAGUCUACAUACAGAUCACUCACGUUACUCCUCACUUCACUGAAGAGGAACUGGCCAAGAGAGACACUCAAUUUGAACGAGAAAUUAAUUUGUAUUCUUUCUAUUACGAGACCCCCUUCACUAAGAGUGGUAAAUCUCACGGUACAGUGAGCUCACAAUGGAUGAGGAAGACAUUGUUAAAAACCACUCAUUCCUUCCCCUACAUUGUUAAAAGGAUACCAAUCCUUGAAACGUCUGAAACUGAAUUAUCACCUAUUGAGGUGGCUGUUGAAGCCAUAGGAAGGAAAGGUAGUGACUUACAUACUGAGAUACACAAGGAAAAGACUGACUUAGUGAAACUGCAGCUGUUACUGCAAGGAAGCAUCACAGCACAAGUUAAUCAAGGUGUACAGGAGUACGCUAAUGUGUUCUUGAAGGACCUGGGACCAGCUGCUGACAGGUACCCACAGGAACACAUUGAGAGCUUGAAAGAAGUAUACAGGGAGUUCAUUAGUUUGUGUGACGAGGCCCUCCAGUUAUUUGCUCAGUUGGCAUCAAAGGAGCAGUCUCUUCUUGUCUUUGAGAUGAACCGUCAGUUCUUUAUAAUGAAGCAAUCACUGGAACCAAUACUG
Amphimedon queenslandica is the source of this 639-nucleotide messenger RNA. RefSeq names its product dedicator of cytokinesis protein 9-like. The record is from RefSeq and is a predicted model, not a curated record. The annotation marks the transcript as partial. Gene Ontology annotation, biological process: positive regulation of GTPase activity; small GTPase-mediated signal transduction. NCBI's taxonomy places the organism in Eukaryota, Metazoa, Porifera, Demospongiae, Haplosclerida, Niphatidae. Gene Ontology annotation, molecular function: guanyl-nucleotide exchange factor activity. The transcript is spliced from 5 exons.